CUCUCAUCGUCAUCUCUUCGAAGUACAUUUAUAUGGUUAGCAGCCAUCUAAGAAAGGUAUAAUAUACAAGUAACUAAUAGGUGAAGUUCGGUGCGGGUCGGCGCCUGGAUCUGCUCACUUGUUUAUUUAUGCUCAGCGACGAUUGUUAGGUUGGGUCAGGCCAGUGAGCGUCAAGUAUUAUCAUCACGUCGGAUCACACGAAAUCACUUGGAUAGGAUAGAAUAGGGUAGAGUAGGGUAGGGCCAAAGACAUUGGGCAUUCCAAAUAGCAAAUCUUCCUAUGGUGGAGCACCCUAACCUGACCCUCAAAAUAACCUUUAUAACCUGGAUACUCUCUGACCUGGUCAGGUUUCGAACAAAAGCACCUGUGUGAAGAGAACCUGCUGGGUGCCGCUGGGUUAGGACAGCUUCGUAGUUUUGGGUAGUAUGUGUCUAGUUAAACCUUGCGAAUUCCUCACUUGCAUCACGUGAAGAUUAUUGACUCUAUAGUAAAACGCUUUAUUUUCUUGUCCUUGUGCAUUGGACAGAAUUUAGUUCGAAAGCUUACCCCUUUCAACCCUACCACUUGUUACAUAAAAUUCGAACCAAGGCAACCGACAAAUUUUAAGUGUGUUGAAGGAAGUCGUAGUGGUUUUGGAAAGGUAGAAAUUAAACAAACAUCAGAUGAUUUCCAAUAAAUUACUGGCUAAAAUUGCUAUCUACACUGGCGUAUUUGGAACAAGUGGAAGUCUAUACUUAUUUUAUAAAGUUCAAAAUGGGCUGAAGAGUUCACCCUACAUGAUAGAGUCUAUGCAAUUACUUCAAGAACAUAAGGGUGCAGUAGAGUAUCUUGGCAAACCAUUAAAGUAUGGUUAUCUAAACUUAAAUUCAGAGCAUAAUUUUUGUGAUGGCUACAAAGCUGAAUUUGAAGUGCCUGUUAAAGGAUCUGUCAACUCUGGUAGCCUGUACCUUAAAGCCAAAAGAGAAAGCCCACAACAGGAGUGGGAUGUUUAUCUUGUAGAAUUUUCACCAGCUAAUUCAUCAAAGCGCCUUGUGGUGAAAAGGCUUGAGUGAUAUAUUACAAAUUUAUGGAGGAAUGUAGAGAGGAGGGGUUAUUGCCCUUUUUAUAAAUUUAAUUUAUUUAAUAAAAUAAUUGAAUUACAAAUUUUCUGAUUCUGCACAUCUCAUGUAAAUUGUUUCACCUAUUUCACACCUUUGCUAUGAGACUGUUUAAAAGAAAAUGCUUGGACAAAAUGUAGACUCAUUACUAAUGCACUUUAGUCAUUUUUGGUUGAGUGGUAACCAAUUUUUACAUCACUGUUAAAAAAAAAGUUCUGUCUUGAGGUAAAUAAAGGCAAAUCAGAUAAGCCAAACAACAAAAUAAAUAUGAUUUUAAAACUAUUGAUCUUCAACAUUGUGGACAUAAUUCAAAAAUUAAAUAUUUUACAGCAGUAGUUUUGAGCAUUUUGUUAAAUUGGCAUGAAACAAAAAAAUUUACAAACUUAUUCUGCUUAUAAAUGUUCAUUACCUUGUAUUUAAACAGUAAUUUAAUUAGGUUGUAUAAUGAACUUUGGAGUGAAAGAGUUCCACAGGAGUUUCAAUUGUUCUAGAAUAAACAGUACCUCAAUAGAUCAUGGGUUUUGAAACCGUAAGCUGAAGAAACGUCAACCUCUUGGUUAAUUUCAAAAUUUAUUUUGCGAUUCAUCUUAUUUUCUAUUGAUACAAAAUGAUGCUAGAAUUAAUAAGAUAAAAGAGUAAAUAUCUUCUCUACUAACC
Messenger RNA from Gryllus bimaculatus (two-spotted cricket), 1754 nucleotides. NCBI's taxonomy places the organism in Eukaryota, Metazoa, Arthropoda, Insecta, Orthoptera, Gryllidae. The record is from the annotation of a GenBank genome assembly.